Molecule: messenger RNA, 825 nt
Organism: Leptosia nina
Lineage: Eukaryota; Metazoa; Arthropoda; Insecta; Lepidoptera; Pieridae
Source: the annotation of a GenBank genome assembly
AUGAUUAAACCACCAACGCAGUUUGGCACAAUUUCAAAUCGUAAUGUUCAUCCAUACCAAACAACAGUAGUUCCGCGUAGUGAACAACAAUUUGCGACGGCAUCUAGGCUCAGGGCUAAGUACCCCUGGGCUGAGGACAUUAAUGCGUCAGUGUAUACAAGCACCGAACGAUCUACCCCAGAGCACCAGUAUCAUGUACUGCAAUACAAAGAAAUAGCACCACCCUCCCCAGUAUACCAUUCACCAUGUGAAAGUGGCACUUGGAAUGAAUACUGGAGAGGUGAGAGAAGAACCACUACAAACAAUGUUCCAACUUGUGCAUCCUCAUUUUCAUUGCCACUACAGGAGAUGCACCCACCAAUGGAUUUACCAAUUGCCUCACUGGCAUCUGUAAGCCCCGAAGUUCCUAUCAUCGGAGCAUGCGGAGGCCACUGUCCUGGGUUUGAAUAUGUCUGCUAUUACAUUUUACAGGUCAUUUUUGUGGUGGGGAUAUUGACUGGCAUCUCCCUAUGUAUAGCUGGUAUAGUAUUAAGAAAAACAAAUCGCAAUGGUGAUCUUGGUGUAUUAGUUUAUAUUGGCUGCCUUUCAUCAUGUGUCUGUGGAGUAUUAUUAGGGGUUCAGUGCUGUGUUCGUAGAGAAAUAAGACAACGCAAACUGAGAACCAAUAUGCACAUUCCUAUGCAUCAGAUACAAGAAGUAUCUGCACCAAUACGUCCGUUAAUGCCAUCCACGUUACCUCGUAGUCAUAUUUAUAGGCCUACAACAUUAUCUCAAGAUGAUGAAAUUCUUGGAGUUCCUUGGUGGCGUCGUACAAACAGAGACUGA